Messenger RNA from Colletotrichum lupini, 648 nucleotides. RefSeq lists its product as uncharacterized. The coding region runs from base 1 to 648 and encodes 215 amino acids. NCBI's taxonomy places the organism in Eukaryota, Fungi, Ascomycota, Sordariomycetes, Glomerellales, Glomerellaceae. The record is from RefSeq and is a predicted model, not a curated record. The transcript is spliced from 4 exons.
AUGAAGGCCUCUCAGAUUCUUUCCAUACUCGGCUUUGCUGCCUUUGCUCUUGCUCAGAGCGAAAGCCUGGCUCCUUCACCGACGGAGAGUGUCGGCUGCGAGCCUCACGGUGACCACUGGCACUGCGAGGGCGCGCGCGCCACCACCGCCGCAGCAGUCAGCGGAACCACCCUCCUCACAAGCGUUGCUGCCGCGACCACCACCGCCACCGAGGACCACGACCACGACCACGAUGACGACCACACUUCCGGCACUGGCAGCCUUGCUCCUUCUCCCACUGAGUCUGUCGGCUGCGAGCCCCAUGGCGACCACUGGCAUUGCGAUGCUGCUGCCACCGCCGCCUCUGGCACCGCCUCUGCCUCGGGCACUGGAUCCGCUGCCGUCACCACUACUGCUGCGGCUACUACUGGCGCCACUGGAACUACUGCCGCUGGCAGCGCUUCUCCCAGCUCUACUGCCGUUCCUGCCGGAGCUGCUCGCGCUGGUUUUGGUGCUGCUGCCAUCGCUGUCGCGAUCAUGGCUUUAUGGGGUGUCGAUAUGACGGCUGUAGUAGGACAGCGGGCAGGCCAAAUCGGGGAAAACUUCGAGAAGCUGGGCCACCUAAGGGCAUCUCUCUUCCCUUCCACUCCAGAUGGAGAUGGGCUUUAA